Guillardia theta CCMP2712 is the source of this 636-nucleotide messenger RNA. RefSeq lists its product as hypothetical. NCBI's taxonomy places the organism in Eukaryota, Cryptophyceae, Pyrenomonadales, Geminigeraceae. The record is from RefSeq and is a predicted model, not a curated record. The transcript has a single exon. The annotation marks the transcript as partial.
AUGAAGAAGAGCAACGGAGAAGAGCGACACAACUGGAUCCAAGUGAGCGCUACCAUCGGCUUGCUCGUUGCGGUGAUCGCUGCUUAUUUCCUCAAAACAAAGCCCGAGCUUUUACUGCAACUUCCAAAUGGAUACAUUCCAUGGGCGAUGAUGGGCGGUACAAUGCCCCCCUACUUUGACCCGGCUCCAUACGAGUUGGAAGAGUUUAGGACAUGGGCAAGAGAUGGCGACCUGAUCGUGACCCCUGCCUGUAAGUCAGGUACCACGUGGAUGCUGUAUUGCGCCCACCAGAUCCGAACCAAAGGGCUUGACAACAACUACCGUGAGGUCAAUGUCAACACACCCUGGGUGGGCUACAAGCACAAGCCAGGGCAAACUUGGCAAGAGCUCAAGGAGCUCAUGAAUACCACCAUUCUGGAAGACGGGUCGUUGCUCAAGGACUUCUGGGAUAAUCCUGAUUACCCUUUCCGUGUGUUCAAGUCUCACUUCGGCCCGCGACAGGAGAACGGCACCUCCGACGAUGUUCUGCCAGUGAGAGAGUAUCCUGGUGUGAAGUAUCUCGCGAUGGUGCGGGAAGGACGUGACGUGGUAGCGAGCUUCUAUCCCUUCUUUGCCAAGCACCGACCAGAGUACAAG